Molecule: messenger RNA, 2159 nt
Organism: Aspergillus alliaceus
Lineage: Eukaryota; Fungi; Ascomycota; Eurotiomycetes; Eurotiales; Aspergillaceae
Product: sodium:solute symporter family protein
Exons: 12
Coding region: 1-2058 (685 amino acids)
Biological process (GO): urea transmembrane transport
Cellular component (GO): plasma membrane
Molecular function (GO): urea transmembrane transporter activity
Source: RefSeq, a predicted model, not a curated record
AUGGGGAGUGGCGAUGGCUCGGUGCAACCGCCGCUGUCACAGGCGGUCGGAUAUGUGAUUGUGGUCGUCGUUGGUCUAAUCAUUGCUUUUGUAAUGAUGCUCAUCACCAAGGUCUUAAAGAAAACAACGGGAGAGGAUAAUAAAAAAACUGAAAUGUUCAUGACGGCCAAUCGAACUGUUCGAGCUGGUUUAACAGCAUCUGCCGUAAUCUCUUCCUGGCUUUGGACAACAGCGAUGCUAGGAUCCUCAUUUGUCGGGUAUGACUAUGGUGUCGCAGGGCCGUUUUGGUUCGCUGCUGGAUGCAGCCCGAUGAUUGUCUUCUUCGCCUUGCUGGGAAUAUCCUGCAAACGAAAGAUCCCCGAAGCGCAUACCUCCCUUGAGGUAGUCCGAAUUCGAUACGGGCGUACCGCCCAUAUUGUAUUCAUGACACUUUGUCUGGUCAACAAUAUCUUCGCCUGUGCUAACAUGCUCCUCGGAGCCGCUGCUGUCAUUUCGGCUGUGACUGGAAUGCACAUCAUCGCCGCCACCUUCCUCUUGCCCGUUGGUGUGACUGUGUACACCUUUGUUGGCGGAAUUAAAGCUACAUUCCUGACCGAUUACUUCCACACGGCCAUAAUUCUCAUUAUUUCGUGCUACUUCUCCGUCAAAGCGUUCACGAUUGACGAAAUUGGCUCUAUCGGCAAGCUAUACGACCUGGUGCAAGCCGCCGCCCAGAGGCACCCUGUUUCUGGGAAUCACGAUGGAACAUACUUGACAAUGACGUCCAAAGGAGCGAUGCUUUUCGGAAUUCUUCACAUUUGCUCCAAUUUUGGCCUUGUAAUUAUGGACACGAGCUACUUCAUCAAAGCAUUUUCGGCUGCCCCUUCAUCAGUAGUUCCUGGGUAUACAAUCGGGGGAGUUUCGUAUUUCGCUAUCCCUUGGGCGCUUGGAACCAUUAUGAGCUCGGUGGCCAUCGGGCUUGAGAACCAGCCGUCCUUUCCCACGUAUCCUAGGCGAAUGACAUCAAGCGAGGUUAGUGGAGGACUUGUCUUACCUUAUGCCGCCAUGACCAUCGCCGGUAAAGGCGGCGCCGCUGCGAUUCUUCUUAUCACAUUCAUGGCCGUGACAUCGACGCUAUCCGCGCAAGUCAUUGCAGUGAGCUCAAUUCUCAGUUUCGACGUGUACCGUGAAUACUUCAAGCGCAAUGCAUCCGAUCGUGACAUUAUUCGCUCGAGUCACUUCGGUGUGAUCUUCUUUGCCGCAUUCUCUGCCGGAUUUAGUACGAUGCUUCAUUACGUUGGCAUUGAUCUAGGCUGGACUUUAUACAUGCUAGGAGUUGUAACAUGUCCCGGCAUCUUCCCGAUGGCGUUUACCAUCCUCUGGCGCCGCCAAAGCAAAGCUGCUGCUAUACUUUCCCCCGUUCUGGGACUGGCUACGGGUAUUGCCGUGUGGCUUGGGACUGCACAACGCUUCUACGGAUCUGUGUCUGUCUCUGCGACAGGGCAAAUCCUCCCAUGUGUAUACGGAACCGUUGCGUCUGCAUUCUCGCCGAUUCUAUACUCAGUUGCUAUCACCCUUCUUCGCCCGCAGAACUACGACUGGAAUGAGUUCAAGAAGGAAAAGCUCGCACUCGAAAAGCUUGAAAGCGAGUUUACAACAGUACACAGACACGACAAAGACACCCGACCUGAGAGUCGCUUAGAGGAAGGUCAGCAAAAGUCCUCUGCGUUCGAUGCCCAAGACUUGAAGCGAUGGGGUCAGAUUGCGGCUUUCUGGUCAAUCGCGACAUUCCUGGGGCAUUGGGUUAUUUGGCCCCUGCCGAUGUACGGUUCGAAAUAUGUGUUUGGAAAGGGGUUCUUCUCGGCUUGGGUGGUCGUUGCUAUCAUCUGGCUCUGGUUAACAAUGCUAGUCGCUAUCUUCUACCCUAUCUUCGACGGGGGUAUUCAACAGAUCACGCAAGUCUAUCAAGGGUUACGUCAGAGUAGAACAACAAGUAAGUCAGUCGAGGACGAGACCCCAUCCUCUCCUUCAAUAAGCGGCGCGGUGCAAGAAGAGGGAAUGAGAGAAGACCACAAUUAAAGCUCGCCAGGGAUGGGACACAUAGAUAUUUCGUUCCUCUUCGGAUCAAGCUUCAAUACUUCCUACAGUCGUUCUUACAGAUACAUAGUACCUAAGUCACA